GAGCCUGCCUGCAGGGAGGAGACUCCCCGCUCCGCACUGGACAUCCAGCCGGUCGGCCGAGAUGGGCCAGAGCCGGACGUGAGGAGGCCCCCCGGCGGAGCCCCGCAGGGUAGCCUCUGGGAUGCUGGGAAGCCACUGUGCCUGAUGGAGAAGAGACGAAAGGGGAGCCUCCCAGCCCAGAGAUGCCCUUCUGCCAUGGCCGGUGCCCCCAGAGGCCAGGCCCCUGCCCUGCUGGGAAUGGACGGGCUGCUGGUGGUGAAGGUAGAAGAGGAGGAGGAGGCUGCGUAUGUGGAGGUGCCUGACCCUGAGUCCUGGAGGCAACGUUUCCGCCGGUUUGGACAUGAUGGUGAGGCAGCAGGGCCCCAGGAGGCCCUGGCCCAGCUCCGGGAACUCUGUCACUGGUGGCUGAGACCAGACAUCCACACCAAGGAGCAGAUACUGGAGCUGCUGGUCCUGGAGCAGUUCCUGACCCUCCUGCCCAGGCAGGUGCAGGUCCGAGUGAGGGAGGAGCAGCUGACUAGGGGCGAGGAGGUGCUGGGCCUGCUGGAGGGGCUGGACCACGUGCUGGCAGAAAAUGGCCCACAGAUGUCAGAAAUCCUACCGUGGUCUCAGGAGCGGCUGAACAGAGACUCUGGUGUGGAGAUGCCCCCAGCCAGAGCUGUGUAUCAGCCUCCAACAGGAUCCUCCCCCGUGGCCGUGGCAGGCUUAACCUUUGCUGAUGUGACUGUGAGCUUCUCAUGGGAAGAGUGGGGGCACCUGGGGCCUGGCCAGAAGGAGCUCUACAGGGAUGUGCUUUGGGAGAGCUAUGGGCACAUGGGUGCCCUCGGAAUACCUGUCCCCAAACCAGACCUGAUUGCCUUGAUUGAUGGAGAGGAGGAGGCCAAAGGUAGGCAGCUCUGCUUGGCUGGGGAGGAGAGCAUGCCAGGAGAGGCCCACUCAGGCUGUGGGAAGAGACUCUGUAAGGGGGAUCCUCAAGAGAAAGGACCCCGGUCUACAGCUCUGCAAGCUGCCACCUCCCUUCAGGACCAGGCAAAGUCACCAAGGCAGGAUGUAAGGAGAAGGGCUUCUGUAGAGGGGCCAACAAGCCCCUGCAUCCCCCCUGCUCCUCAGAAAGAUCUUGUGGCUGCAACCAUCCCAACUAUACAACUCCAACUGCCCCCUAUAAAAGGGGGCAAAGGGAAAGCCCAACAGAGACCUCUUCCCAAUGAGGGAGGGGCUCCUCGCUGCUUGGAAGAGAAGAGUGCCUGGAAAGACCUCUCAGGUCUGACCAAGGGACCCAAACAAUACAGAUGUAGGGACUGUGGGAAAAGCUUCCAUUGCAAAUCUCCACUUGUGCGCCACCAGAGGACGCACACGGGCGAAAAACCUUUUAAAUGUCCUGACUGUGGGAAAGACUUUAGCCAGAGAUCCAAUCUGAACAUCCACCAGAGAGUUCACACCGGGGAGAAGCCCUAUACCUGCGCUGACUGUGGGAAAGGGUUUAGCCACCAGACCACGCUUCGUAUCCACAGGCGAACCCACAUGAAAGAGAAGCCCUACACAUGUACUGAGUGUGGCAAAGGCUUCAGCCAGACAUCCCACCUGCACGUCCAUCAGCGCGUCCACACAGGCGAAAAGCCCUACAAGUGUCUCGUCUGUGGGAAAGGCUUCAAACAGAGCUCCAACCUGCAGGUCCAUCAGAGAGUGCACCGGGGAACAGUGUCCUCCAGUCGCCCAGAGUGAUGCCCAAGAGCCCCAAGGCCUUCUACCUCAUUCAUUCAUUCAGCAGUCCUUACUAAAAGCCUGCUUACUGUUGGCUUGUGUCAUGUCAUGAAGACAAAAAGAAAAGUACCACAGGUCUUCCUCUGGAUGAGCUUAGAAUCUAAGGGUGGCAAGGAGAAAGCAACGUGGAUAAAAGGCCAUGAGCUUUACCAUAAAGACUGUUGUAUUUUGGGUUAGAGGACCCAGCUCAGCUGCCUCCUUCCUGAGCCAUCCUUAACCAUGGCAUCCAUUUCUCUGGUCCUCCCUCGGUCUCCUCUACAAAAUGUGGGAGCUGGGCAGAACAACAGUGGGACCAGAUGGAAGGAAGGAGUCCUGGGUUCGAAGUCAGAGAACCCCACUUAGAAUAUCAGCCCUGCCAUGUGCUGACUUCACUUCUCUGGCCCUCAGGGUUUCCCCUAUAAAUGUAAGGCGUUGGUCCUGGGUUAAGUUCUCACUAUUCCACUAAAACGGCUUGAAAAAUUGGAAAGCGGUCUGGCAGAAAAUAGGCAUGGAUUGACAUUUCACACCACAUAGCAAAAUAAGCUCCAAAUAAAUACAUAACGUAGACAUGAAAAAUGACAAUAAUCAAAUUAGGCGCUCAGCAAAGAAGUUCUAUAGAGGGGGGAAAUGUUCACGACCCAACGAGGGAGAUGAUCACAGAGGACAAAACGGACAAUUGUGACAAUAUAAAAAUGUCUUAGUACAAAGAAAAUCCAGGUAGUUAAAAUUAGAAAGGAAUCAGAGAACUGGGGGAAAAUCUCUGUGGCAGUUUCCUCUGAUGAAGGUCUCAUUUUCAAGAAAUAUAAGGAACUUAUUAAAAUUUAUACAAAAGUAUUUGAACAGGGAAUUCUCAAAGAAAGAAAUCCAAACUAUCUACAUAUAAAAAUGCUUCAAAUCACUAAUACUUAGAGAAAUAACAAAUUAAGGCAACUUGGUCUCUGCUUCAUACCCAUAAAAGGUUACAAAAGAAGAAAAUGACACAUGUUGGAGGGGCUGUGGGAAAACAGGCACCCCAAUGCAAUGUUGAUGGAACUGUGAAUGAGUGGCCAUUCUGGAAAGCAACAUGGACCUUUGCCUACCUAGGAGUCACCAAACUGUGCAUAUCCUUUGUCAGUGAUACCACAACUUGUCAUAUGCCACCCCCCCAGACCAAAGUAAGGAAAAAGGCCCAUAUACAUAUAUAUAUACAUACACACAAGAAAAAUAUGGUACCUUUUCCUGUAGGGCAAAAAAACCCAAUCCAAACCCCAACCCUGGAAACUAAGGUGGUGCCCACCUAUGGGAAUGGCUAAAUAAAUUACCGUAUGUGAACAUAAUGCAAUAUUAUUUUGCCACACGAAAUGAUUAAAUAGACAAAUUUACAGGAAACUGUGAAGACCUUUCUGAACUGAUGUACUAUAUAGUGAAGUGAAUAAUUUAUAAGAUAACAGCAUUAUGAAGAGAGACAAUGUAAGACUGAAGAGUUCCGAGGCAGUAACAAAGCAGGAGUCCAGAAGGGCCAAUAAUGAAGCAUGUUUCCCACCUCUUGACAGAGAGGUGAUGGACUGAAAACAACACAUAUGUUUUGGACACAGACAAUAGGAAUUUGCUUUGCUUGACUAUGCAUAUUUGUUACAAGGAUUUUGAUUUUCUUUGUUCAGUUGGGAGUGGGAGAGAGAAAAUAAAUGCUUUAAAUUGGAAAAAAGAAAAUUAAAAAAAAUUUUGUGGGUGGAUUCCAAGCUCUAAGAUCUUUUAUCAUAUGACUGAGAGUUCUGUCAGGUUCCUUCCUGCUAUUAAUCCUACACAUUAUGAAAUAUGAGAGUGAGGUAAAUGCACAUGUGAGGUCCAGUUGAAGGCUUAUGGAAAAUUAGAGAGGGCAGUUCUAUGUGAUAGUGGGUAAGGAAUCAGGGAAGCCUCCAAGGAGGAGGUGGCCCCUGAGCAAGGCUCAGAAGAGAGGAACUUUACCAGAUGAAUGCGGGAGAAGAGCUUUUCAGGUAUGAGAGAUGAGAUGAACAAAGGAGAGACAAAGAUGAGAAAUAAAGGUUGGAGGUUAGUUUGCUUUGGCCAGAACACUGAAUGUGCAAAGAGGAGGGGGGAUGAGCCAGAACUAGGAAACUUGGGUGGAACCAGAGCGUGGAGGGCCUUGAAUCCCAGGAUCAAAAGUUUAGACUUAUGGGGAACCACAGUCUUCAAAGGUCACAGAGGAAAGAGAGGAUCCCGGUGCACAAAAUGCUUCAAGGGAAUUCCACACUGGAGCCAGAGGAGAUGCUCAAGAAUUAAAUCCUAAAGAUAAAAAAGGAAAGAAUUCCAGUGAGGAGGAAAAAUGGGAUGUGUCUGAAGAUGCCAGUGUGGAUGCAUCAGGAGCUCACCAUCCAAUACAGAUGAUGGGAAAGAAUUCACAGAAGAUGGGAGUGAGAUUAGGCAACAAGAUUAUAUAUCUCUUAUAAAAAGAGCUUGAGGAACAUGAAAGAUUAGAAUGAGCUCAACCUGAUGAAGGAAGCCAAGGACAUCAAAAAGGACGCUGAAAGCUAUCUUGGAAGAAAAAGGACUGGAGAAGGGGUAGCUAGGAACGUUGCUCGGGGAAUGUGGGAUGAAGAGGUCUUAGAGAAAGCAGAACUCCAUUCUUCUGUUUCUAUUUUUCUGCCGAGGAGAAUUACCUUGCCAAUCAAUCGAUCAAUAAACAUUUAUUCUAGCAAUGAACAUUUACACUGGAAAUAAUAAAAUGAAAACGUUUCAUAGGGAGUUGAGAGCCAAGAUAAGUAAGAAGACAGCAAGAGAACACCUUGAAAGCUGCCCUUGAAUUCAAGCCACCUGGUCCUGAUGAACUUCAUCCUCAUGUCCUGAAAGAACAGGAAAAUUUGUUGGCUGAACCACUGUAGAUGUUAAUCGAAAGAUCAUGGAAACUGGGAGAGGUAUUACAUGAUUGGAGAAGGCUGAGUGACCCGAUUUUCAAAAAAGGGAAAGGAAUAGUCUGCCAGUGCACUUGACCUUGACUGGAAUUCCUGGGAAAAUUCUAGACCAGAUCAUUACACGGUUGGCGUGUAGUCAAGAAAGGGAAGCAGGGGAGGCAGAUGGGCCAGAACAACCCCUGACCUACCCUUUCUGGAGCACUACCCAGAGCAGCAGCAGAAAUCCUUAGCAUGUAUUGUUGUUUUCUCUGGGUGUGAGUCCGAGUCCUAUUUGUUUCCAUUAAAAAUAUAAAUAAAAUUAUUCAUAUUUUGAAAACAAAAAUGAGA
Trichosurus vulpecula (common brushtail) is the source of this 4955-nucleotide messenger RNA. RefSeq names its product zinc finger protein 500-like. NCBI's taxonomy places the organism in Eukaryota, Metazoa, Chordata, Mammalia, Diprotodontia, Phalangeridae. The transcript is spliced from 6 exons. The record is from RefSeq and is a predicted model, not a curated record. Gene Ontology annotation, biological process: regulation of DNA-templated transcription. Bases 145 to 1722 code for a protein of 525 amino acids.